Molecule: messenger RNA, 592 nt
Organism: Ixodes scapularis (black-legged tick)
Lineage: Eukaryota; Metazoa; Arthropoda; Arachnida; Ixodida; Ixodidae
Exons: 4
Coding region: 86-592 (168 amino acids)
Source: RefSeq, a predicted model, not a curated record
UCGUUUUUGCGGAGGAUGUAACCUCGGAUCAUCCUCAGCAGCGUCACGGGCAGCGCCUUCCUCGGAUGUAAACACUCCAACUGAUAUGGCCGACCCGAACCUCCUGGACAUAGUUGGUAUUUCCGAAAUUGGGGUAUGUGCUCAUGAUCCGGAGUAUGUCCGUCUACGAAGACUUGAAGAGUAUCUUCUCUUAAGAAAGAAGCAGAUCCUGCUUACUCUCCCGAGCCCAAGGCGCUGGUGGGUAAGGCCCAUCUGGCAAAACCGCAGGAGAGAGUCGGAGUUCCACACAUCGAUGCCUUUGCUUAUAAGUGGGGACACGGAGUACUUCCAGAAGUACUAUAAGAUGAGACCUGAAAAAUUUGAAGAGCUCCAUUCCCUGGUCGAAACACCACUCACAAGAGCUUACCUCACGCGGGAGCCGCUAUUAUCGCGGGCUAGACUUGCCAUGACACUCAGGUACUUAUCGUCUGGAAUGCAGAUACAGGACAUUGCUCUGGCCUUUAGAGUCGGAAUCUCGACAGCGUCGGGUGUCAUUCACUCCACCUGCAAGAUUCUCUGGACAGCUCUCCAACCCCUUUGUCUAAAGUAUUGA